This is a messenger RNA of Wickerhamiella sorbophila, 3906 nucleotides long. Its product is annotated as Peroxisomal biogenesis factor 6. The transcript is spliced from 4 exons. Bases 1 to 3906 code for a protein of 1301 amino acids. Gene Ontology annotation, biological process: regulation of transcription by RNA polymerase II; protein import into peroxisome matrix. NCBI's taxonomy places the organism in Eukaryota, Fungi, Ascomycota, Dipodascomycetes, Dipodascales, Trichomonascaceae. Gene Ontology annotation, cellular component: mediator complex; peroxisomal membrane; cytosol. The record is from RefSeq and is a predicted model, not a curated record. Gene Ontology annotation, molecular function: ATP binding; ATP hydrolysis activity; transcription coregulator activity.
AUGUUGGCAAACCAUCCAGACCUACAGUCUGGGAUUCCGAGAGGUGUGGCUCAACAGCAUGAGCCCAGAAGCGAGUAUAUUGCUGUUCGGUCAGUUCCAGAGUACUUCCCCGAGCUGCCAUGGACUCUGUUCAAGACAACAAAGAGUCUAGAAGUAGCAGUGGACGAUGUCUGGGUUGGCAAUACCCCCGGUUUGGGGCUCCCUGUACCGUGUCUUACCCAGGAAGUCUACCCAAUUAAACUCACACACGUCAUUCUUUCUGCGCCGGGGCAUUUGUAUGACAAUCUCGCUGCAAAGAAGGAAGGCCUCAAGUCCAAGCUACCACCGGUUAUUCGUCAGGGAGACUUUCUCGAGGACUUACUAUGCAGAGUUCGCGCAUGCGACCCAGUAGAGCAGGGUGUCAUGACAGACGAAACGGUUAUUUCGGUGGUCAAAGACCAAGAAAGCACCGCGCAGGAAGAAGAAGCAGACUAUGGCGUCGAGAUCUCACAGUUUCUGCAAACUGAAGUCGAUGUUAUUGAGCUCAAAGUCAAGACUUUGGAGCACAUGAUUCCUCUCAGCGGAAUCAUUCCUAGACCAAGUCCGUCUGAGGACUUGGAAAGUGUGGUUUUCAUGCGUAUUGACCAAAUAGCCCGGCUAGGGGCUUUUUCAGGCGACCUCGUCCAGGUCACAUCCGGCACGGGCUCUCGCAUUCUGAGGCUAUAUUCCUAUCCAGAACCAAACAAUGCGUCUUCAGAAUUCAUAUUUCUUCCUCCUGUAUUGUCCUAUAAUAUGGGAAGUCCGAUGAAAAUCUCUGUGCAGCGCUGCACCGAAGAUCACAGUUUUGCUGUUGCUAAAGACGUUACACUUGCCCGUAUAGCCUCGCCUAUCUCAACAAAUCGAACUUAUCAGCAUGCAUUUUUGAGCGGGUUGCGUUCCUAUUUCGAAAACUCGGCACGAAUCGUCAAACAGAACGACGUUAUUGCCGUUCCUAUUGAUACAUUACUGGCCCAGACAACGUUUAGCUCAAACACCGAAGAAGAAGUACCUGCACUUUCCGGAAAAGCUAAUGAAAUUGUCUGGUUCAAAAUCGCUGCCUUGGAUGGCGGGGACUCUGACGAGCAGUUUUCAAUUUCCCCCGCGCAUACCCGCAUGGUUCAAUCAGGCUUUGUCUCAGAGCCCGGCGUUCCUUCGAGUCUGGGUUGGCACUCAUAUUACAGUUUGAAACCCCUUCCACCUCUUUUGGCAAAUCCAGAGCAGUUCAAGCAUGUAUGGCAGGUCCGCAAGCUUGUCAAAGCCAGCCAGACACCUCGUGGAACCACCUUACAUCCAACCAUACUGCUCAGCAGCAGCAAACGGGGAGCAGGAAAGUCUACAACCUUGAGAGUGGUGGCUGCUGAUCUUGGUGUUCACGAAAUGGACAUUGACUGCUACCAGCUGGUGGGCGAUGCCGACGCAAAGACUUUAGGAGCACUGAAGGCCCGUUUAGAGCGUGCAUCCUCGUCAAUUGCGCCUUGUCUGGUUGUUCUCCGUCACAUCGAAGCUCUUGCCAAAAAGAAUGACACUGAUGGCCGCGAUAGCGGUCUGAUCAGCUCGCUCGGUGAGCUUCUUGAUGAAUAUGUUGCCAAGCCUGGUAUGAUCAUUACUGCAACAUGUGCGGAUCCUGAUGUGCUUUCUGAUUCUGUGCGUAACAAGUUCAAAUUCGAGGUGAAUGUGCCUGUUAUUAGCGAGACAGAACGUAAGGCUGUGUUUGCCCAUCUAACGUCUAGUGUAUUGCCUGCUAGCCGGCUAGCGGGGAAACAUCGUGAUGUGUUAGAGGGUUUUGCGCUGAGGUGUGAUGUAUCUCUUGCUUCUCUAGCCCUCCAAUCAGCAGGUCUCACGCCCCCUGACCUUGAGUCGAUUGUUCGAGUAGCCCAACAACAGGCCUAUCGACGCAUUGUCAAAGAAACGAACCCUCGGGACUGGAUCAUUUCUCAGAAGGGUGUAAUCAAAAUUACUCCUGACGACUUUGAAAAGGCCAUCACCGAUGCUCGUGCCAAGUACAGCGACUCUAUCGGUGCGCCACGCAUCCCCAAUGUUCAAUGGAAAGAUGUGGGUGGUCUUGAAAACGUCAAAGGAGAGAUUAUGGACACCAUCGAGAUGCCGCUCAAGUACCCCCAGUUGUUUGCAAGCGGUGUCAAAAAGAGAUCUGGUAUCUUGUUCUAUGGACCACCUGGCACAGGCAAGACUCUACUGGCCAAGGCUAUUGCUACAACGUUCAGUCUCAAUUUCUUCAGUGUUAAAGGACCUGAGCUGCUGAACAUGUAUAUCGGUGAGUCUGAGGCGAAUGUACGCCGUGUAUUCCAAAAGGCCCGAGAUGCAAAGCCUUGUGUUGUGUUUUUCGAUGAAUUGGAUUCGGUUGCUCCGAAACGUGGCAACAAGGGCGACUCUGGUGGUGUUAUGGAUCGCAUUGUCUCUCAGUUACUUGCCGAGCUCGACGGUAUGAGUCAAGGCUCAGACGGUGUGUUUGUGAUUGGCGCCACCAACAGACCCGAUCUUCUGGAUGAAGCGCUGCUGCGUCCUGGCCGUUUUGACAAAAUGCUUUACCUUGGUGUCUCUGAUACACACGAUAAGCAGCGGACCAUCAUUGAGGCCCUCACCCGCAAGUUCGAUCUCGCCGCGGAUGUGGACCUCGCUCAAGUGGCAGAAAAGUGUCCAUUCACAUACACUGGUGCUGAUUUCUAUGCGCUGUCUUCUGAUGCUAUGCUCAAUGCCAUGACCAGAACUGCUGGUGAGGUGGAUCUCAAGAUCGCCGAGUACAAUAAAGCCCGUGAAGCGAGCGGCCAGCCUCCUAUCACGAUUCGCUCGUGGUUUGAGCAUGUAGCUACCGACGAGGACACGCACGUCCAGGUGACAGUUGCCGAUUUCGAGAAAGCCCAGAACGACCUGGUCCCCUCGGUGAGUGCCGACGAGUUGGCUCACUACCAGCGAGUUCGAAAUACAUUCGAAGCCAAAGCCACCUCUCCUGAACCAAAUGGCCAGACCAAUGGCGCCAAUCCAGCAAAACGCGAAAAACUUCUACCCAAUGGUAAACAUCUUUUCCAGGCUAAAACCGCCCGUGACCUGAUUACGCAAGCCAAUUACAUGACAGAGGAGGUCGACUAUAGCGGCGUUCCAAGCGUGGUUUUAGAGUCACUACGAGUACGUCUGUCGCAGCUGGUUCACUCUUUGACGGCUCUUUUACACAGAGUGCAGAGCGCAGAGCUUCCAGCAUGGCCGGCUCUUCACCAACAGUUCAACCUCAGCAUCCUGCAGCUCUCCUCGCUGGUCUCUACGUUGGAGACUUUCCACACCAAUCUAGGAUGUGCUGUAACGUAUCCCAUGCCUACAUUUCCUGUGAAAACCCAAGGAUGGCUGCUAACGACGUUACUGCGCAAAAAAAACCUCCCCGAGGUUGACGAGUGGAUAGACGCUGGCAUCGCUGCUGCCCAACGCAUUGAUACCGACCAAAGCAAGAGUUUCAACGACUGGGUUCUCAGCAUCAUCCCUGAGAACGUCGAGCUUGAGCCAUUCGAGAAAAUUAAGGCCCCUCAGCCGCCUACUGGGUGGUCACUCAAGCAGUCAAUUAGCUUCAUGACUGAAGAAGCGACGUUAAAACGAGUACAAAGAGACCUACGGGACAUCCAGAAAGUGAAUUCAUGGCGACCACACCCAGAGGAUGUGAUGAAGCCUGAGGAGUCUGUUUUCUAUCACCAUUUAAUCAAUCCUACUGGCACCCCUCCUCCGGGGUUUAUGCAGUUCCGGGCUGAUGAGUUCGAAUCUACAACCACCGACGAAUCUACCGCUUGCAUACCUCUACCUGAACAGCAAGAGCACAUCAAAACUGUAUAUGAAAGUGGACCGCAAUUGAGAAUAUCUAUUACCUCAUUUAAACCGAGAACUAUUUAA